GCACUUCACUGUUGCAAGCCCCAAGCCUGCUGUACGCAGUUAAGGUGACCUAACAACUCUGGUUCAGAGUGUGGCUGCCACUUCUGGAGGAGAAAUGGAGGGUGACAGCAUGAGAAACAGACCUGUAAAGAUGUUUAUGUGGUGGUCUACUGUUUUACUUCUUGGAUGCAUUUUGCUGGGAGCAGACGGGUGGCCAGUCAAGGAAGGGUACGACUUUAGGCCCUAUCAACCCCUAAUAAGAUUACGCCACAAGCAGGAAAAGAAUCAGGAAAGCUCAAGAAAUAAAGGUUAUCUUGGUCAGGAUGGCCAUUUUGGAUCAUGUGAAAACAAGUACUGUGGUCUGGGCAGACACUGCGUUGUGAAUGGGAAGACUGGUCAAGCAGAGUGUCUGUGCAUGGAACACUGCAAACCACAUUACAAGCCUGUGUGUGGUUCUGAUGGAGAAUUCUAUCCAAACCACUGCGAAGUGCACAGAGCUGCCUGUCUGAAAAAGCAAAAGGUCACCAUUGUACACAAUGAAGAUUGUUUCUUUAAAG
Empidonax traillii (willow flycatcher) is the source of this 536-nucleotide messenger RNA. It is a transcript of the gene FSTL5, whose product is annotated as follistatin like 5. The record is from RefSeq and is a predicted model, not a curated record. The transcript is spliced from 4 exons. Gene Ontology annotation, biological process: multicellular organism development; regulation of BMP signaling pathway; cell differentiation. Gene Ontology annotation, molecular function: protein binding. The annotation marks the transcript as partial. NCBI's taxonomy places the organism in Eukaryota, Metazoa, Chordata, Aves, Passeriformes, Tyrannidae.